This is a messenger RNA of Anopheles maculipalpis, 1725 nucleotides long. It is a transcript of the gene Psn, whose product is annotated as presenilin homolog. The record is from RefSeq and is a predicted model, not a curated record. Gene Ontology annotation, molecular function: aspartic endopeptidase activity, intramembrane cleaving. Lineage: Eukaryota; Metazoa; Arthropoda; Insecta; Diptera; Culicidae. The coding region runs from base 84 to 1724 and encodes 546 amino acids. Gene Ontology annotation, cellular component: cell cortex; mitochondrial inner membrane; Z disc. Gene Ontology annotation, biological process: calcium ion transport; Notch receptor processing; negative regulation of apoptotic process. The transcript has 8 exons.
AUUCGCUUGAUUGUUGUGUGGAUGUGAACAAGCUGGCGGGUUCAUAACAAACAAGGGACAUUUUCUUCCGUCGCCACCCCACAAUGGACGGUCAUAUCAACAUCGAUCAUCAUCAUCAUCACCAUCAACCGAAUGCUACGCCACAAGAUGCGGGUGACGGGCGCGGCACGCGGAAUCGCUGGCAAAAGAUGCCCACAGACGCUACCAACAGCUCUCCACAUCCGUCCUAUGGGACUACCGAUUCCAUCCCGCAGGUGACAAUACGUGAUACUAGCAGCCGUGGAAGAGCUGGCCCAUCGGCUGGUGGUCCGCCGGGGAAUUCCGCCCGUCAACGGCAACAGCAACAACAGGAGCAGGAACAAGCGUUGAACGAAGAAGAAGGACUGAAGUAUGGUGCCCAGCAUGUGAUAAAACUAUUCGUUCCGGUAACCCUGUGCAUGAUGGUCGUGGUGGCCACGAUUAGUUCGAUCAACUUUUAUACUAUUAAAGAUGUGUAUCUCGUGUACACACCGUUUCACGAACUGACCGAUGACACAGGCACCAAAAUAUGGAACGCAUUAGCCAACUCGUUGAUCCUGAUGACGGUGAUCGUAAUCAUGACCAUCCUGCUGAUCGUCCUGUACAAACACCGCUGCUACAAGGUCAUCCACGGCUGGCUGAUUCUAUCGUCCCUGUUGCUACUGUUUCUGUUUAGUGGCCUUUACCUGUUUGAAAUUUUGCGUGCAUACAAUGUGCCGAUGGAUUGGUUUACGGCGGGACUACUGGUUUGGAACUUUGGUGUGGUUGGCAUGAUUUCGAUCCACUGGCAGGGUCCGUUGCGAUUGCAGCAGGGAUAUUUAAUCUUUGUGGCCGCGCUGAUGGCGCUGGUAUUUAUCAAGUAUCUUCCAGAAUGGACAACGUGGGCUGUUCUAGCUGUGAUAUCAAUUUGGGAUCUUAUUGCCGUUCUUACCCCGAAGGGACCUUUGCGUAUACUGGUUGAAACGGCACAGGAGCGAAACGAGCAGAUCUUCCCUGCACUGAUUUAUUCAUCAACUAUCAUGUACUCCUACCUCGGCACACAUACGGACCCAGACGGGCCGGCACCUUUCUCCGGCGAACGGACUAUUGGAACGGGCGGUGGUAGUGGUGGAGCAAGUCGGACGGUAGGAGGGUACGGAGCAGUGAACAACCAUGCCACUCCGUCCACGGCGCAAACCGGAGCAACCGUAGAAGGUAUGCCACUGGUUGCCAUUCGCAAUGAUAGAACGCAUGAUUUACCAAGGGAUCAAACAGCUGGUUUUACGCCGGAUUGGGCUGCAACGACUAACCAAAGAGUUACGCGGCGGCAAAUUGAAGUUCAAGCCAAUAUCGCCAACAAUCCGUCCCGGCCCGAGUAUCGCACGGUCACCGCGGAGGCAAAUCGUGGUGGAUCCGAUCCGCUACCGGGUGUUGCGAUCUACGAUCAGGCCGAAGAACGAGGCAUUAAACUUGGCCUAGGAGACUUUAUCUUUUAUUCCGUGCUGGUGGGCAAGGCGUCGAGCUACGGAGACUGGAACACGACGAUUGCAUGCUUUGUAGCAAUUCUGGUGGGUCUUUGUCUAACGCUGCUGCUGUUGGCCAUCUUUCGCAAAGCACUGCCGGCCCUGCCGAUCUCUAUAUUCUUCGGACUUAUCUUCUGCUUCGUGACCAGCGUUAUAGUGAAACCUUUCACGGAAGCACUAACACUAGAGCAGGUGUUUAUUUAGU